This is a messenger RNA of Protobothrops mucrosquamatus (brown spotted pit viper), 1734 nucleotides long. Its product is annotated as polypeptide N-acetylgalactosaminyltransferase 4-like. NCBI's taxonomy places the organism in Eukaryota, Metazoa, Chordata, Lepidosauria, Squamata, Viperidae. The record is from RefSeq and is a predicted model, not a curated record. Gene Ontology annotation, cellular component: Golgi apparatus. The coding region runs from base 1 to 1734 and encodes 577 amino acids. The transcript has a single exon.
AUGCGAGCGCGUCUGCUGCGCCGGGCUUGCGCGCUUUUGGGGCUGCUGAGCGCGGCCGCUUUGCUGGCUCUCCAGCUGCCCUCCCCUCCCUUCGGGGCGCCCGCGGGCGCCGGGGCUAAGGGAGGUGGGAGGGGGACCCUCCAGGCAGGACCCCCCACCGCCCCGGAGCAGCUGGACCAGCCAGUGCAGCGCAAGCCCCCUCCGGAUCCCUCUGCCCCGGGAGAGUGGGGCAAAGCGGCUCACUUGAACCUGGACCCCGAGCAGAAGCUUCAGCAGGAGAGCCUGCUAGACCGCUAUGCCAUCAACAUCUACCUGAGCGACCGGGUCUCCCUGCACCGCCACAUCCACGACGGGCGCCUGGCGGAGUGCCGGGCCAAGCGCUACGCCUACCGGCGCCUGCCCACCACCUCGGUGGUCAUCGCCUUCUACAACGAAGCCUGGUCCACCUUGCUCCGGACGGUCCACAGCGUCUUGGAGACCGGCCCGGCCGUCCUCCUCAAAGAGGUCAUCCUGGUGGACGACCUCAGCGACCAGCCCUACCUCAAGGGCCAGUUGGAGACCUACCUCAGCCGCUUGCCCCGGGUGCGCCUGAUCCGCACCCAGAAGCGGGAAGGCUUGGUGCGGGCCCGGCUGAUUGGCGCCACCUUCGCUACCGGCGAGGUGCUGACCUUCCUGGACUGCCACUGCGAGUGCGUGCCCGGCUGGCUGGAGCCCCUGCUGGAGCGCAUCGCCCAGAACGACUCGGUGGUGGUCUGUCCGGUGAUCGACACCAUCGACUGGAACACCUUUGAGUUCUACAUGCAGUCGGGCGAGCCCAUGAUCGGCGGCUUCGACUGGCGGCUGACGUUUCAGUGGCAGGUAGUCCCCGAGUACGAGCGGCGCCGGCGCCAGUCCAAAGUCGACCCCAUCCGCUCGCCCACCAUGGCUGGAGGCCUCUUCGCCGUCAGCAAGAAAUACUUUGAGUACCUCGGCACCUACGACACCGGGAUGGACGUCUGGGGCGGCGAGAAUCUGGAGCUCUCCUUCCGCGUCUGGCAGUGCGGCGGCGUCUUGGAGAUCCACCCGUGUUCCCACGUCGGGCACGUCUUUCCCAAACGGGCCCCGUACGCCAGGCCUAACUUUCUGCAGAACACCGCCCGGGCGGCCGAGGUCUGGAUGGACGGCUACAAAGAACAUUUCUACAACCGCAAUCCUCCGGCCCGCAAGGAGAACUUUGGUGACCUGGCUGAACGCAAACUCUUACGCCAGCGUCUACAGUGUCAGAAUUUCGACUGGUAUCUGAAGACCGUCUUCCCCGACUUACACGUCCCCGAGGAUCGGGCGGGCUGGCACGGCGCCAUUCACAAUCUGGGCAUCACCUCCGAAUGUUUGGAUUACAAUUCGCCGGAACACAAUCCCACCGGGGCCCACGUGAGCCUCUUCGGAUGCCACGGCCAGGGCGGCAAUCAGUUCUUCGAGUACACCUCCAACUUGGAAAUCCGCUUCAACUCCGUGACCGAACUCUGCGCCGAAGUGCCGGAGCAGAAGGAUUUCGUCGGCAUGAGGAACUGUCCGAAGGAUAAGACGCCCGUGCCGGAAAUCCUAAUCUGGCACUUUAAAAAAGACGGCACCGUCUACCAUCCUCACUCCGCCAAGUGUCUGAGCGCCUACCGUACUCCGGAGGGCCGGGCCGAUGUAAAGAUGAGGAUGUGUAACCCUUCGGAUAAGAACCAACUCUGGAGGUUCGAAAAAUAG